This is a messenger RNA of Haemonchus placei, 3354 nucleotides long. NCBI's taxonomy places the organism in Eukaryota, Metazoa, Nematoda, Chromadorea, Rhabditida, Trichostrongylidae. The record is from the annotation of a GenBank genome assembly.
AUGGCUAAUCGAAGGGGCAUCUUGGAGGAACAGAAGACACGGUCGUUGAAGGCAUUGGUAAUGAGGAGUGAGAGUGACUUCUCUAGAUGCAUAGCUACAGAAGCUCACAACAUCGAAGAUGCCGAAAGGCCGAAAGAGGGCUUAUGCAGCGAACGGCUCUCUAUACCAUUACGUCCUUCUUGUGCUGAACUUAGAAGCUUUUCGACGAGUCGAUGUGAAGCUCUGAAAAAGUGCUGCACCGUUACAGAAAAAUGUGAAAAGCAGCAGCAUACCACGUCGAUUUCAUCAAUGCUAGUAGCCCAGAAGUCGACCGUUUCGAUGCUUUUGCGGGGAUGCCUGUCGAAUCUGGCCGGCUCCUCCUUGUCCAAUGAGACCAGAAAAAGCGACUCGAACACAAUGCGAGCCGUGACAUCGGCAUUAGAUCUGAUGCAAGGGCUAGAGGAGCUUUCGGACAAAACAUCUCAUGAUAAAUCGAUUCCUGCUCAUGAACGAAUACAGUCUAAAUCUACAGCUGUAGAGAGAAGGGACAGCAAUAAUGUCACUGAAGCCUCAUCAUCACCCAUAACCUCCCAAGUGAAGGCUGCGAUAUGGCAAUCUAAGUUCAAGUCAGACUAUAGAAGGAAACCGUCGUCAAAAAGCGAACGGUACCCCGCUCGUAUGUUUGCUGCACCACGCUAUACGAGGAGACGCGAAAUAUCAGUAGUUCGACCAUUUACCGACUCAUUCGAUCCACAUGCACCAAUUCUAACAAUAGACGAAGAAACUAGCAGAGUGGAUGGCACGGCGGAAAUGCUUCGGAUUCAACGUCUUCAAGAGCUGAUGAAGGAAGGAAAUACACGAAGUGGACAUAGUCGUGGACAUGUUGCUCCUAUUGUGACUCCACCACCUCCACCAUCCGCUUCAUCACCUCUCGUGGUAGAUUUGGUUAUCGAUCGAACCUUACAGAAUCCAUUCUUUCCUCCACCGAUUCCACCCAUUCCUCAACGGGAAUAUAGCGUUAAUGCAUAUCGCGAAUAUUCUCCUGCUCAAACUACAACAUCACCGCCUCCUGCCACCCCAUUCUUUCCAAGCACGACCAUCUAUCCAAUUCCUGACACUUCUACUGUAACACCGCUUUAUCUGUUCCGAAAACCAUUUCGUCAAUCACCAAUAGUGGAUUCUGAACACAGUCUCCGAAUACGGAGGCCAUGGUCAAACCGUUUCAAGCUUGUGAAACGUGGAAAAUCCACUUGGAAAGGAACAUCGAAGCGGAAGCAAAAGUACUACAACAUCGGCCGAACAUCGGGAAAACGUGAACGAGGACCGAUACGUUCAAAAAUCGUUGGUGAUGUCACAAAUGCGAUCCGACCAAGUCACACCUUCAGAGAUGAAUUCGCAAUAUAUCCAAAAGACACUGAAGUUUUGACUGACAUAGCAAUUCCAUAUCGAAAUCGGCUUCAGCAUAAAUUACGAGUGACUCCACUUUCGCGAUCCCCAGUAGAAGGCGAUGGAUCAGUCAUGACGGAUCGUUCAGCGCAUGUCCUCAGACCUGAGAAAAAAAAGACAUACCUUUCAACGGAGGAUGCGAUAUACGAAGAUGUUCUACAGCAAGAGCAAAAGCUAUUAUCUCAACGAAAUGCUCAACUGUCAACAGACGAUAUUGCCGACUUCGACGAUAAUGGCAUUCCAUCAUCGCAGCCACAAGAAUUCCAACUGAUUCCCCCACCAUUCGUUGUGUUCAAACAACGAAAAGUCACGGCAUUAACUAAACCCAAAACUAAUUUGGGAUUGACGUCAGAAAGAUUCUAUCGCAUCCGUAAACCCAAUAAGGAAACAAACAAAAACAAAGUGUUGUUCACUACGGAUGUAUCAGCAAAACCGAAAUUUACACAAGCGACUACAACCAGUGAAUCGGUUCCUUCAACGACAACUACGGGCAAUACACCAGAAGAGACCAAGGAUCCAGACAACCCUCUUGAGGGGGCAAUAGUAGAGGAGCCGUUAACAGUAGGUGAAGAUGAACGGCAUGUGAUACCGACCAUAACUUUGUCGGAAUUCGAAGAACAACAUCUUGAACCACUCGGAAUUUCCAACGAGACGAUCACUUUCCGGCCAGACCCGACUACACCUUCGGCAGUGAACGUCAGUGGACCAGUUACGGAAAUCUCCAAUCAAUCUUCCCAGGCUUCUUCUACCCACGACCUUCCUUCCGACAUCACAGAUCCACUGACUUAUAAAGGACCUUCCUUUUACUAUGAGAAGAAUCUUGGAAAUGACACUGAUCAGAAAACAAGUUCCGAAAAUGAUACUUACCAAAAAAGAAUGACGAUUAUUCCGACGAUGAAGAACCCUUAUUGGACUUUGGAUCCACCAGCCAGUAGCUUUCAAGUAGAGGUGAUCCCAUUCCCUAAAAACAAUCCUGUCGAUGGACCUAUGGUUGCCGUCGACCAAAUCGCGACCGUUACUAUCUCCACGACGGAGCAGCCAGAUACGACGGCGACAUUUCCCACCUUAAUGGAAUCCUCGAGCGAUUUUAUCGGACCCCUUCCCCAAAUGAAACGCAGGCGAAUGCAGGCUGCCAAAACAUACAGCAGUGUUCUGGAGCCGUCAGCUGACCCAGACAACUCGUCCACAGCCGGCAAUGACUCGGCAGAUGCCGUCUCAGUUCUACAGAUUUCCGAAACGAUCUCCCAAGUGACAGGUGGCUUACCAAUCCACCCGAAUAAUCUUCCCCGGGCUAUACUUGCGUCAUUGGCCUACAAAAUCACUCUGGCUGUUUUCUAUUCGUUGUUAUCUCGACUCUGUCUCCACACCGUACACAAAUUGAAUGAACUCGGAAAAAGGGACGUUCAGAUCUUGAAACUUUCUCACUGUGAAGUGUAUUCCCUAUGUUUGGACGAGCUUUCACGCGAAGAAAAAGCAUGCGGCACGAAAGCUAGUCGUAUACUGUUGGAAGACCAAAGAAAACGGCGAAGUUCUUGCAAGGAGAAACUUGUCCCGGACUAUCAGGCCGUCGAUGAUGAGACAAGAAGCCUUGCAGAAAUCUACGGCGCUUGUAUCAAGAACCGUCUUGGGCAGAACAUCACCGAAGUGGAGCCAUCGCAGUGUGAUGCAUAUUCCUUGCCGUCAAACCUUGAGAACGAGCCAUGUCGUAGUAGAGUUCAUGUCCUGAAACAGCACUGUUCACGACUGUCCAAAUGUUGUCCAGAUGCCAAAGCGUGUCGUCACGAAGUCGACAGCUCGGAAAGAGGACGUUAUCUGCGAAGGCGAAAGGAAUCCCUAGCAGUGGCCGCCACCAAAUGUCGUAUCCUGCGAUAUAGGAGGAUUUUGAAGCGUGUCAGCCUUCUUGGCAACAACCCAGUCCAACCCUCUUGA